Messenger RNA from Patiria miniata (bat star), 870 nucleotides. RefSeq lists its product as uncharacterized. NCBI's taxonomy places the organism in Eukaryota, Metazoa, Echinodermata, Asteroidea, Valvatida, Asterinidae. The transcript is spliced from 4 exons. The record is from RefSeq and is a predicted model, not a curated record. The coding region runs from base 1 to 870 and encodes 289 amino acids.
AUGAGGGUGAACCUGACCACCCUUAUCAUCGUGGGGGUUGCCACCUUGCGACAUAAGAAUAAUUGGUUCAUUAUCCCAAUUAAAGUUGUUUCCGUGGUGGCUAUUAGCAUCCAAGCAAGUAAUAUCCAGGAUGGAGCCAUCUUCCUAGAGCGAGGCCACCCUGGCAUCGUGUCCUGCCCUCCCGUCGCAUCCGGACGAAUCCCGCUGGAUCAGAUCGAAGUCAUAUACUGGUACUUCACAGGAGUACGAGAUGAAGACAUCUUGAUCUCCUACUUCCUAGGGAACGUCGCUCCACAAAACGGCAUCCCCGAGGGCGUGUAUGACAUCAACGGAAACUUCUCUCUGGUUAUUGAGAACGUCACCGACUCAGAUGAAGGGACCUACUACUGUAGGGUCAAACCGAAGUUAAAAGUGAUGGUUGAUGGGCACGUGACUAAGCGUGUCAGAGCCAAGUUUAGAAGCCAACGUUAUUGUGUAGUAUCUCCCAAGGAGCCGUUUCCCGACGUGACUCAAUGCACUGAACGCAUCACCGAGACUGCGUGCGAGGCAGAGUUGCCGAACGACAUCAAGAAACUAAUGCUGACCUGCAUCGUAAGGGAUACCAAGCCUGCCGUGGCUCUCCGAUGGCUGCUUGAGUAUAGUGACGGCGACACACAACUCAUCAGCGACAGGUUCACCGUACAACCGAGUGAGUAUUCGGUGAACACCUUCACCACUUCAGCAUCAAUCCCAAUUAUAACGAGUAGUGACAAGUCCAUGUACAGAUGUCAAGCAUACGGGGAGGCUCUGGGCGCCAGGAAUGGUAGCCAUGUGACGGUGACAACUGUCUAUCAUCCCCUUCAAACAACACAUAUCGAUGAGGAAACCUAG